Messenger RNA from Engraulis encrasicolus (European anchovy), 6597 nucleotides. RefSeq names its product collagen type XVIII alpha 1 chain b (gene col18a1b). The transcript is spliced from 45 exons. Lineage: Eukaryota; Metazoa; Chordata; Actinopteri; Clupeiformes; Engraulidae. Bases 1 to 5397 code for a protein of 1798 amino acids. The record is from RefSeq and is a predicted model, not a curated record. Gene Ontology annotation, molecular function: extracellular matrix structural constituent conferring tensile strength; protein binding. Gene Ontology annotation, biological process: extracellular matrix organization.
AUGGAAAGUCUCAAGGGCCUCAAGGGUGUCACCCUGGCCCGGUUACUUUGCCUGGGGCUGGUUCUGGUCCUCCAGGCGGACUCUCUACACGCCUGGUUUUGGAAUGUACCAGAACCAGAGCAGACCCCCACCUCAGCUGCACCGGUGCCCGACAAUACCCUGGUAUGGUCGGAGAGCGUAGCCGGACCUGGAUCAGCACCGGACCAAGGAAAGGUGGAUGUGGGGAUCCAGGUGACGGGGUCGGAGAUCCUGGACCUGGCCCGUGGGCUACAGCAGAUCUUGGAAUCCGGAACUGGGAGUGGAUCUGGAACUGGAACUGGAACCAGAACCGGUAGUGGAUCCAGAACUGGAGCAGGCCAGAUGGGUAAUGACAGGGCGCAUGGGGCUGGACAGGGGGAGUCUGAUGUGGGGGUACCCCGAAAGUCCUCAGGAGGACAGGGACGGGGAGUGGGAAGGCAAGGGGGAGCGGGAGGGGAGUGGGAGGGUAAUGCGUUAAGGACUAGCUCUAUAGCAAACACAGACAGUGUAUUAUUAAAUUCAGGGAGUUCAGAGUUCGUGUUUAACCACCCCUCAGGUUUUGGGGCACACUUGCCGCCGCCCCGUGACAUCAUCAUUCCGCCCUGGAUGACCCCUGGCGGCGCGCCCCCCACCUGCCUGCCCCGCGACCCCGACUGGGGGUUCUGCUCUUCCGUAACCGUGGGCAACGGUAACGGCAAUGGCAAUGGAGGUUCCACCUUCGCCCUGCCCAACUUCCUGAACCACACCAGCCCGCAGGAAGUGGGCGCGUUCCUAGGUGACUGGUCGGUGGUUCUGAACUCGGGGUGCCACCGGGACCUGGAGCGGUUCCUCUGCCUGCUCCUGACGCCAACUUGCCCCCACGGUGGGGUGACGGAGGCGGGGGGGGCAGAGGGUUCAAAGGUCACCUGGGGGGGUCGAGUGUCAGAUCUGCCGUGCCGUAGCCUGUGCAUGACCUUGGGUGACGCGUGUUGGGGUGACCUCGCGGGGCGAGAGCUGCCCGUCACGUGCCACUCGCUACCUGAGGCUGAGGAGGGUGUGCCGUGCCAGUCAGCGUCCAAGUGUAGCUGUGCAGUGGACGUCCGUCUCGAGGAGAUAAUCGACAACCGCGAGGCGUCACAGGUAGACCUGAGCACGGAUCCCGACAUCAACCCGGCGUUCGUCUUCACGCGCAGGUCUUCCGUGUCCCGGCUGGCGAUGGGCCUGCUGGACGGGCCGUUCCCCCAGAGCUUCUCGCUCCUCUUCCGCAUCAUGCCCAUCAACGACACGGGCAACCUGCUGGUCAUCACCGACAAGGCCCAGCUGCGCAACCAGCUGGCCGUCAAGCUGGGCAUGGGGAAGACGGGCCGCCAGGUCGAGUUCUACUUCGCCGACGCCAAGAGCAAACGUUACACGCCCGUGGCCGAAUUCUCGUUGCCGCUGCAGAACAACGUAUGGACGCGCUUUGCCAUCUCAGUGAGCGGUAACAAGAUCACCUUCUUCCACAACUGUGACAAGGGGAGCUGGUUCUUCAAGUUCACCCGUAGUAGCCGCAGCACGCUGGUGGAGCCGGGAGCCGCCAUCAUGGUGGGCCAGGGAACGCCACAGGACCCCGACAAGUUUGAGGGUCAUAUGUCCCAGCUAACCAUCAGCGGUGACCCACAUGCUGCAGAGAAACAGUGCUGGACACCUGACGAUGAUGAUGACGACGAUACAUCUGGAAGUGGAAGUGGAGAUGGCAUGGGUACAGAUGAUGACAGUUCAACAACGUCGCCCAAGGAUAAGGACCCAGAUGUGCCAUUCCUGCCUCAGCCUCCAAUCUCUAGUGUUCCCUCCAAGGGUUCUCUGGACACUGCCAAUGAGGACAGAAAUCGUAAAGGAGAUCCAGGAGACAGUGAGGGUUCUGGGGACUUGGGUUCUGGGGAGGGUCCUGACCGCUAUGGCCCUGGAGAGAAGGGAACGAAGGGAGAGAAAGGUCUAAAGGGUAGUAAAGGUGUUGGCUCUCCUGGCGUGAAGGGCGAUCAGGGACCUCCAGGCCCGCCAGGCCCCCCCGGCCCUCAGGGUCCCCGAGUAGAAAUAGUGGACGCUGGGGACGGGAAGAAGAUAACCAGGGUGGAGGGCCCCCAGGGGCCGCCAGGACCACGCGGGCCCACAGGGCCAGCAGGGUCACCAGGACGGGACGGGCAACCAGGUGAAAAGGGAGACCAAGGCUCGGAGGGCCAGGUUGGUCCCCGCGGCUUCCCUGGAACCCCAGGAAGCACCGGCAUGAAAGGACUGAAGGGGGAGCGUGGGGAGGGUCUGCCUGGCCCAAGAGGACCCCCAGGACCCCCUGGACCUGCUGUGGAGAUGGUGGAUGUUCUGGAAGGUUCUGGAGGAAAGAUUCCUGUUCGUCCUGGAGCCCCAGGCCCCCCCGGGCCACCAGGCCCACCCGGACCUCCCGGAUUUGGGGGAGACGGCAGCGGAGCAGGAGCCACUGGGAAGCCUGGACGGCCGGGUGCUGCAGGGAGACCAGGAUUGCCAGGCCCACCUGGCCCAAGAGGAGAGAAGGGAGACUGUGGUCCUCUGGGUCAGCCUGGACCAGGAGGGGAGACUCCAGAUCAAUAUGGUUCCUCUUUUUUCUCCAAUUGGCUGCCUUUCCUGGCAUCCUCAGCAGAAACACAGGCUAAGCCAGGUGACCGUGGGGUGGCUGGGGCUCCAGGACUUCCAGGACCUAUGGGGCCCCAGGGUCCAGCUGGCCCCCAGGGACCACCUGGCCCUCCUGGGCAGGUCACCGUGGAGUAUAAUGGCACAGAGGUGACCGUGAUUCAAGGCCCUCCUGGACCUCCUGGCAUACCAGGACCAGAGGGACCACAAGGCAUGCCAGGACUGCCGGGCAGGGCUGGGUUUCCGGGUCUCGCCGGUCAAAAGGGCAGUGAGGGGCCUCGUGGACAGGAUGGCUUCCCAGGAAUGGACGGCUUCCCCGGAAGACCGGGCGAUAAAGGCGAGAGAGGCUUCAGGGGAGAGAGGGGGGAACCAGGAAGAGAUGGGGGCCCACCAGGACCACCAGGGCCCCCAGGAGCCCCGGGACAGAUCAUCUUCCAGAACGGAGACCAAACGGGUGCUCUUGGAAUCCCAGGCUCACCGGGGCAGCCUGGUAUUCCUGGUCGAGCAGGAUUCCCGGGCCCAAUGGGACCUAAAGGUGACCGCGGAGAGAGAGGACAGCCGGGGGAGCCUGCUAAGGGCCAGAAAGGUGAGCCUGGUGUGAUCCUGGCAGCGGAUGGCAGCCCUCUGUACCUGGGCGUAACUGGACAGGCCGGUGAGCCAGGACCCAUGGGCCCUGUAGGACCUCACGGCUCACCUGGAUAUCCAGGAGAGAAGGGAGAGAUGGGGAUGCCAGGAAGGCCGGGGCGUCCGGGUAUGAAUGGGCUGAAGGGAGAGAAGGGAGACUCAGGUGGUGGAAGCUACGGAGGAGGAUAUGGCGGAGGCUCAUACGGAGGAGGAUUCCCGGGUCUACCCGGACCGCCCGGACCCCCAGGCCCACCUGGACCCGCUGGAGCUGUGCUCCCAUUAGACGGCUUCUCUCAGCAUGGAGAUCCAUCCAGGUAUUUGCCAGCUCUGAAAGGAGACAAGGGAGAUAGAGGAGCGCCUGGCAUCCCUGGCAUCUCAGGUGGCCCAGGAUUUGACUUCAAUGCUUUCAGGAAUGAGCUGAGAGGCGAGCGUGGGGACACUGGCAUGAAGGGGGAGAAGGGAGAGCCAGGUGGUGGUGGCGGCGGCGGGUAUUACGACCCCCGAUACGGAGGCAUCGCUGGGCCACCAGGCCCACCUGGACCCCAGGGUCCGAGGGGCGAGUCCGUUAGGGGUUCUCCAGGCCAAGUGGGUCCUCCAGGCCAGCCGGGAUACGGACGCCCAGGACCCCCCGGGCCACCCGGACCCCCAGGGCCUGGACUACCAGGGGCCCGACCCUCACACACUGCCACCUACCCAGGCCCUCCAGGUCCACCAGGCCCUCCCGGGUCUCCAGGCACUGGGGUGAUGGUGUUGAGGAGCUACGACAACAUGGUGUCCGCCUCCAGACGGCAGCCGGAGGGGACGAUGGUCUACAUCCUGGACAACACAGACCUGUACAUCAGAGUACGCCAGGGAUGCCGGAAAGUCUUGCUUGGUGACUAUACCCCCUUCCCAACAGACGAGAACCAGGUAGCAGCUGCAGAGGGCGACUCUAGGUCGUCUCUCUCCGAGGCGAGCUCUCACUAUCACCCGGAGACAGGGAGCCAGUACCCCGUCCAGCCGGAGCCAGACAGCCAGCCCACCCGCCAUGGAGAGAGUCCCCUGUACCCACCCUACCAGCCCAUCAACCCCGCCUACCCUCCCCAGCCCGGCGACCCCCGCCAGCCUGUGUACCCUCCCCACCCCGACGACCCCCGCCAGCCCCAGUAUCCCCCUCAUACCGGUGGGGACCCCCGUCAGCCGGGAGAUCCGCACCACACUGGUGAUCCACGCCAAACGGGGUACCCACCUCACACUGGAGACACACGUCAACCUGAGGACCCACGUCAGUCGGGGCAUGCCCCAUCUCAACCAAGCGACCCUCGCCAGCCGUCCACCUACCCGCACCAGCCCCCUCGAGACCCCUACCGCUACCCAGGCUACCCGUCUCAGCCUUCAGGCCACCCUCAGCAGCCGGCCCAGCCCAACCCGCCCCACGUUGAUCCACGUUACGCUGGGGUGUACCCACACCAGCCCCAUCAGCCCACGGAUCCCCGGUACCCCACUAACGGGGACCCCCGGUACCCCACGAAUGGGCGCUACCCCAACGGCCGCUAUCCCACCAACGGCCGUACCCGACCAGGGGAGCCUCAGCAGCCAGCGGUCCCGCAACAUGAACACAGGGCCGGACUAUCGCUGCACCUGAUCGCCCUGAACCACCCCCAGGAGGGAAACAUGAGAGGCAUCCGCGGGGCCGAUCACGAGUGCUUCACGCAGGCCCAGGCCAUCGGCAUGAAGGGCACCUUCCGAGCCUUCCUGUCGUCGCGGCUACAGGACCUCUACACCAUCGUGCGCCGGUCCGACCGCGAGAGAGUGCCCAUCGUCAACCUCAAGGACGAGGAGCUCUUCAGUAACUGGGAGGCCAUCUUCAGUGACUCAAACGGCCGGAUGAGUGCCAACGCCACCAUCUACUCAUUCGAUGGCAGAGACGUGAUGACACACGAGGCCUGGCCAGAGAAGAUGGUGUGGCACGGCUCGAGCCCGCGCGGGCAGCGUGUGACGGACAGCUACUGCGAGACGUGGCGCGAGGCCAACCCCGCCCUCACCGGCAUGGCCGCCUCAAUCCAAGAUGGCCGCCUGCUGCAGCAGAGCCAGCGCAGCUGCAAGAACUCCUACGUGCUGCUCUGCAUCGAGAACAGCCUCGCCAGCAGCAAGUAGAGGAAACCUGGAGAGGGUAGUCAGGCCACACACCACAAAACACCACUCACUGACACUACUACCCACCACCUUCCCAUCAAUCCCCACCUAUCCCUAUAUAUACUCUUCUUACAGCCACACUUACCCAGUAACCGAUUGGCCAAUUAAACCGGGAAAUCCAUGGCCUGGAAUUUCCAUGGUGCCUUGUGUGCUCGUUCCGAGCAGAAGGAUAUUUCACUUGUGAUAUAGUCUGGCAAUAGUCAGGUUAUAUAGUAUGUCCAUGCAGUAGUAGAAUAUACAGUCAUUGCAACUACCCACAUCCCACUGCUCUCCUUCCCUUCUCUACCCUACACCCCGUCCCCCUCCCCCUCCCCAACUACUCCUCACAGCAGAGUUGGUCUGGCCCAGAGCUCUGUGGUGAAAAAUGACAACAUUGCAUAAGAGUAGGUUACAUGUUACAACAAAGUAUUAACGAUUGGGUAAUAUCACAUGAACAUCUCAGAGAAUUGUAUAUGAAUCGUGGCAUUCCAGAGCCUCUGUACGAAUCAGUUGGAGAAGACCAAGUGAGGCCAGAUCGGCUCUGCUGUGUGUGACUUCCUUGUUCCUUAUGGUGCUGAAAGCUGACUCCUCCACUGGCCUGUGUGAAAAUGGGGCCAAGCACUGGGAGAUAUACACCAGUAGUGUGUGUCAAACUGAUUUUAACUUUAUUUUUAUUUGUUUUAAAUUUGUUAUUAUUAAGUACAAGUGCCUUCACAUUCUGUCUGGUUUUGACUGGACCCAUAGCCAUAGUCCUCAUCCUGGCACAUUUGUAAAGCUUUGUUGAUGUCUCUUUUCUUUUAGCAUUUACAGUUUAAAAAUGUAUAAUGUAAGGUUUCACAAUUUAAAGGGGUUUGUUUUUUUUACAUUUAAGGUCUUUAGGCUAAAGUGUAAGGUUUUUUGUUGUGUGUUGAGAUGUUUGGAGUGUUCUGGAAGUGAGUCAUUCAAAUGGCCUUAAAGCAACACCUGAGCAUUUCUGGAAAUAAGCUGUUUUUUACGCUUCCUAUUGAGUUAAAUUAUUGAGUUUUAUCUGUCUCCUGUUCUUUCAACCGUUUUCUGAGCCGAGCAAAGCAAUUUCUACCUCCAAGCUGACAUACAAUUGAAUUGUAUGGGACCAACUAACAGCUGCUGACAUGAGAUUCAGUGAUAGUUGCUAGCUUGGAACGGAAAGUACCAUCGCCAGAC